GAAUAUUUUUAUAUUAAUUAAAAAAAAUUUGCUUUUGAAUGGGAUUGGUUCUUUGAUUGGUCCGAAUCCCCAGAAGAAGCUUACAACAACACAGUCUUUAACUCUGUUUUCAUAUGAACACUCUUCAUCCUUACAAGCAGCAACGACAAGAACAAGAACAAGAACAAGAACAAGAAGCUAGACACGAAUGGGAUCUUUCUCUCUCCACCGUCGUUUCUUCCUCCUCCUCCUCCGCCUCCGACGUUAUCGGUGCUAUUGAGUUCGAUCCCACUGAUAACAUCGUCGCUACAGCCGGGAUUUCUAGAAAGAUUCGUUUUUACGGCCUCCCUUCCCUCUUACGUACCAGCGCCGCCGUCUCAGGAGGAGUUUCUUUCGUCGAUCAAGCCACCGCCUGCGAGUAUUACAUCUGUACGCCGGCGAAGCUCAGUAGUCUACGGUGGAGACCCGGGUCGGGUGGUCGGGUCAUCGGGUCGGGAGAUUACGACGGUGUAGUGACCGAGUACGAUCUCGAGAAGAGAACGCCCGUGUUCGAAAGGGACGAGCACGGUGGCCGACGCGUGUGGAGCGUUGAUUACACGCGUCACGGCGACUCGUCCGCCAUAGGCGCGUCUGGAUCGGACGACGGGACCAUGCAAGUGUGGGAUCCGAGGUGUCCACCGGAGGAAUCUUUAGGCCUCGUACGGCCGGCGGGGAUAUGCCGGAGCGCCGUUUGUUGCGUCGAGUUCGAUCCUUCCGGCGGACCAGCUGUGGCUGUCGGCUGCGCUGAUCGGAAAGGGUACAUUUACGAUAUGAGAAAACUCGUUGACCCGGCGUUGACUCUGCAAGGACAUAACAAAACGGUGUCGUAUGUGAGGUUCCUCGACGGUGGCACGGUGGUGACGGCAGGCACGGACGGAUGUCUGAAGCUGUGGAGCGUGGAGGACGGGAGCGUGAUUCGGACGUACGAAGGGCACGUGAACGGUAGAAACUUCGUGGGGUUAUCAGUGUGGAGAAACGGCGCGCUGUUUGGUUGUGGAUCGGAGAACAACAAGGUGUUCGUGUAUGAUAAGAGGUGGGGAAAGCCGGUAUGGGUAGACGGGUUCGAACCGGUUGGUAUGAAUUCUGGUUCGGAUAAGCGGUUCGUGAGUAGCGUCUGCUGGAGGCAAUCAGGUGUGGACCAGUGCACGCUAGUGGCUGGGGGAUCUGAUGGAGUAUUACAGGUUUACGUGGGCAAAAGAAAGCCAUAAUACUAUUCUCCUUAAUUUUUUAUCAAUUAAGGAGAAUGAUGAUGAUAUGAAUUAUUAUGAUGAUGAUGAUAAUGAUGAUGAUGCUUCUUAGUUUCUUUUUCAUGUUUUUUUUUUCCAAAUUUAAUUUACUACUUGAGGUUGAUUUUUUAUUCAGUUGUGAGAGAAUUUGAUGUUUUUUUUGUUGUUGUGUUUUUCUUAUAAAGGAAUUUUUUUUUUUACUUGUUCAUUGGUUUUUUUAUUGUUAGCAGAAAUUUUGGAUUUGUAAUCCAUAAAUUAUCAUUCCCUAUUUUCUCA
Molecule: messenger RNA, 1520 nt
Organism: Camelina sativa (false flax)
Lineage: Eukaryota; Viridiplantae; Streptophyta; Magnoliopsida; Brassicales; Brassicaceae
Source: RefSeq, a predicted model, not a curated record